UUUUUUUUUUUUUUUUUUUUCUUGCUCCUCUGUGCUCUCAGCACAAUUGGUGUUGCUGUGACGGGCCUCGCUAUCGGUCGCGUAGAUCAAACACCCUCCCUCUCCUCCAAGUUUGGAAGAUUUCGAAAAAAGACGCUUUCUUUAACCGAUCCGCCUGUCGCGAAGACAAACGCGAUCAAUUCGCCCAUUUCCGGUGUCUACCCGGAACCUUCAACACCAUCUGGAACAACACCCGCGGACUCGCCCGCACGCCCAGAACCGCGCGACGCGGAGAAACCUGCCGCGCUUAAUGGCCUACAGUCAACGGAAGAGGAUCUUACUCCGCGAAGAAAACUGUCCUUGUUUGCAGGUGUGAGACAACAUCGACGCAGUCAGACUCUCGCCCGCCCGACUGCGCCCGUCGCGGAAAAAGAACCGCAGAGUGCCCAUGUUCGUCGGCCUUCCUCCUGGCUCAAGCGCCUCUCAAUCGUUCCAAAUCAGAAUGAUAGCCGCGUCACCAGCCCCAGUCCUCUUUCCCCCUCCUUCAAUAGAUCUGCCAGUCCGGCGCUUUCCCGAACCCAAAGUCAGCGCAGAGCGCCAAACAAAUUGGUGAAACGACCUGCGUUGGAGCUGUCCCAUAAUGCACAUUCGCCAUCGGGCCGUUCGUCGCUCGCCUCACCAACCUUCCGCAGGCCUGCCACAAGUUACCAGCGGUUUGAGAAAUCUCGACACAGGCCAACGCACAGCUUGAACUUCGAGCCGGGUUCGUUUACAAAUGCGCCGUCAGUGCAGUCACCCACAGCCAGCAAGGCUCCGGAACCGGUGAGCAACGACACUGCAGUGCGGCCUUACCUGGAUUCUACUCUCGAUGGAUUGCCGGAACGACUGGUUCGUAAAUUGUCGACAGCUCCAAUACCCAGGGACCAACGGCUCCGUCGAAUCAUUCCUCCCGGUACAGUCGCGGCUCCUGUACUCGUCCGGGCGACCUCUAUAAAGAAUAGACAAAACCUGAGCGAGGAGAUCCCCGCGAGUCCUGUAACCCCCGCGACCCCUGUGACGCCCGCCUUGGCACCGGUCCAAUUCCGAGAUCCUUUCCAGUCUGUCGACGGUCCUUCCGCAGAGCGGCCAGAGACAGCAUAUGUGCCAGAAGAGGAGAAGGACGGUCGGCCCUCAGUCUCCUUUGAUGAUGCAAGUACCAAGAGAGAUGCCCAGAAUGCAGCUCCACCAAAUGCUGAACAACGUGCCCGCGGCGGUUCCCUAACGUACCGCAAAAAGAGGGCUCUUUCGACACCCCUGCCCCAAUUGCCAAAAUCGGAAAGAGCAAUAUCAGAGUCGUUCCUGCCCAAUGGUCCGCGGAACAUUACGGAUCCUGCCCCGGCGGGAAUCGAGGGGCAUCAAGACUUCCUCCCCUCGCCGCCUGUGCCUCGAGAUUUCCGGCCUACAAUGGGUUCCCUUCGGGACAGAGCACUUCGCCCUUCGACGUCAGAUUCGGUGGCUCGGUCAGCUUUGAGAAGUGGUAGCUCCCCUCGUCAGUUCGAUUCUAAUAGCAUUAUCAACACAACGCGCCAACGUCCGAGGCGACAUUCGGUCGCAGCUUCCGAUCCAGCUUCAACCGUUAUCGGCUCCGACGACACUCGUGUGUUCACGUCGGGUGAUGAAGACGAAACGGACUUUCUUAGCGAUGGAGCGUUCGACUCGAUACGGACCCAUAUAACCACGAGCAGCAAGGCGGCAUCCCGUCGUCCCCGAGUUGAUACCAUUUUCGACAAUGCUCCAACAGCGGGGUCACCCGGACUCGCGAAACUGGAAGAUCUCAUCCCUCGGGGUACCUUUGCUCCACGGUCGUCCGUCGCGGAUCCAUUUGCCCCCGCCAUCGACAAAGCGCCUGUUCCCAGUUCGCUGUCGUUUAUCUCUCAAGAGAGAACAGAUACCCGGGGCUGCGAGAGCAGCAGACUCUCUCUCCUGUCUGACUUGAGCGAUGAUGACGACGACCGCAGCAUGGUGGCCGCACUCCCUGGCGAACCGAAUGGACCACUUUUCCUGCCGAAACAGAGGGCCUCGCGGUGGCCCAGACACGAGUAUGACUUGUCAGGACUCGAUGGCCUUGACGUCUUCGAAGAUCACAAUGGUGCACGGGUGUCGUCUAACCCGUACGAGUUCCGAAAUUCGAGCAAAGAGACUCUCGAAUCCGUACCCAAGAUAAAUAUCUUCGAUUGGUCUGAGAAACCCAGAAGUGAUCGCGAGGUGUCUGGAUCCGAAUCCCGUCCUCGAACGGUGCAUGGAAAACAGGCGCUUGAAUGUCGAGGAAGCCGUGCUCCUGUGCGAAAGGCACCGACCACUCUCCAUCUUCGAAGCCAAAGUGUUCCGGUAUCGCGAGACCCAUCGAUCUCCAGUGAAUCACGUCAAAGCUCCGGCAAAUUCGGGACGUGGGGCCUGGGCAGCAAAGUUGUCAGCGAGGACUGGGACAAUGAUUUUGAAUUCGACGAUGACGAUGAGGAAGACGAUGUCUUUGGUGAGAAAAUUGCGGAACCAAGCCAGAAUACGGCACGCCACGGAAUGGCCGUUCCCAAAGCCAUUAUGGACCGACAAGCCAGUCUCCACGGACAAUUUGGUCAUGUUCAAGAACUGACUUUGUUGGUCGAGGAGCUCAAACGUCUUCGACAUCAGGCUAGUGCUCUAGAUCUCGUCCACGGGCCAUCAAGUGAACUUUGGAAAGAGGCAGAUGGUAUUGUGAACCUGGCCACCGUCGAUGAAGACGACAACACUCCGUCUCCUCCGCGAUCGCCGUCAUCACUCACUUUCAGUUUCGACGAUUCGGAAGAAGAAUCUACCUUUUUGAGACGCGUGAGUGGCGAGUCAUGGCCGGCCUCGAUCUCAGGAGAAUCAUCUUCUGCAAAGGCAAAGUCCGUGCUCGAUCUGAUCUAUCAGCAACGCGCCUCCGCAUACAAUGACACCGACACUCCACGUCCUAAAAAGCUUCCCUUCGACACCCAGUCUCUUCACGACCUUGUCAUCCGUGCUGGGGUGGUCACCCGCUCUUUGAAAGAAGUGAUUCGCAAGGCUGAGGGAGUCAGUACUACGCCGGAGAAGGGCAUGGUCCCCGUGGACCCGCCGUUCAGUCGGAUCUUUGACCGAUCAUCUAAUGAUGAGGAUCAUGCCUUUUGCGGACUUUGA
Molecule: messenger RNA, 3153 nt
Organism: Aspergillus glaucus CBS 516.65
Lineage: Eukaryota; Fungi; Ascomycota; Eurotiomycetes; Eurotiales; Aspergillaceae
Exons: 3
Biological process (GO): regulation of mitotic cytokinesis
Molecular function (GO): GTPase activator activity
Source: RefSeq, a predicted model, not a curated record